CAGACAAAGGGCUUCAGAGGGACACAGGAGCAUUUGAAGAAAGACUUGGGAAAUAUUCGCUCCAGUGCUGACUGGAGAGCUAUGCUAGUCGCAGCCUUGCGGACCCAGCUAGACUUGUAUUUGGAUGUGGAUUUAAACAGACAGCUUGGAUCUAUGCGCGAACAUGUUUAGAAGGUGGAUUUGUGUGGUCUGCCAAUAGAUCUCAGCAAAUUGGAGGUCACAGAUCAGACAAUCCUGACUGUUCCAGAACUGUGGUGAAGAAGUGCUGACCUCUGUCCUACUUUCAGCUUGGUACUAUGGGAUCAUCCACAUUGGGAAAGGCAGCAUCUCUUAAUGCUCUUUUAAAUGAAUGCAUUCAGGCAUUUGAUGACAAUGGGGAGCUGCAGGGCAACCUGCUUCCUCGAACACUACUGCUGAUGCAUCGUUGGUAUGUGACAUCCUCAGAGCUGGCAGGGAAGCUACUGAUGAUGUACCGUGACUGCAGUGAUGACAGCUGCCAGGACACCAGACUGAAGAUUUGUUAUUUAAUGAGGUACUGGAUCGUGACAUUCCCUGCAGAGUUCAACCUGGACUUGGGUCUGAUCAGAAUAACAGAGGAGUUUAGGGACGUGGCUGCUCAGCUCGGCUGUGAGGAUCAUUUCAAACUCAUAGACAUCUCCACCAUUCCAUCAUAUGACUGGAUGCGUAAGCUGACCCAGCGGAAAAAGCAGGCCAAGAAAGGCAAGGCCUCGCUACUGUUUGACCACCUCGAGCCAAUGGAGCUGGCUGAACAUCUCACCUUCCUAGAGUUCAAGUCUAUCCGGAGGAUAUCGUUCACUGAUUACCAGAGCUAUGUGAUCCACGGCUGCCUCGUAGACAACCCAACUCUGGAGCGUUCCAUUGCGCUGUUUAAUGGUGUGUCUCAGUGGGUCCAGCUCAUGGUGCUCAGCAAGCUAACCCCUCAGACCCGUGCAGAAGUCAUCACCAAAUAUAUCCAUGUGGCUCAGAAACUUCUGCAGCUGCAGAACUUCAACACUCUGAUGGCGGUGGUGGGGGGACUGAGCCACAGCUCCAUAUCUCGACUUAAGGAGACUCACUCUUAUCUGGCCCCAGAGGUUGUGAAGAUCUGGAGUGAGAUGACGGAGUUGGUGUCUUCCAGCAACAACUACUCCUGCUAUCGCAAGGCCUUCAGCGAGAGUCAGGGCUUUAAAAUCCCCAUCUUGGGUGUGCACCUCAAAGACCUCAUUGCAGUGCAUGUUGUCUUUCCUGACUGGGUUGACAACAGUAAUAAAGUGAACCUGGUGAAGAUGAAUCAGCUUUACAUGACCUUCAAUGAGCUGGUGUCAUUGCAAAGUGCAGCAGCUCAAGUGGAACCCAACAUGGAUCUCAUCUACCUGCUAACGCUUUCUCUCGACCUUUAUUACACAGAAGAUGAGAUUUAUGAGCUGUCAUUGCUCAGGGAACCACGUAACCCAAAAUCAUUGCUGUCUUCUCCAACGACUCCCAAUAAGCCCCUGGCCCCACUUGACUGGGCCUCAGGUAUCACCACCAAACCAGACCCCUCUGUAGUCAAUAAACACAUCAGGAAGGUCGUGGAUUCUGUCUUUAGGAAUUAUGACCAUGACCACGAUGGAUAUAUUUCUCAAGAGGACUUUGAGAGCAUCGCUGCCAAUUUUCCCUUCCUGGACUCCUUCUGCGUAUUGGACAAAGAUCAAGAUGGACUAAUCAGUAAGGAUGAAAUGAUAGCCUAUUUUCUUCGGGCUAACCCACUGCUCCAGUGUAAGAUGGGACCAGGAUUCAUCCACAACUUCCAGGAGAUGACUUACCUGAAGCCCACUUUCUGUGAACAUUGUGCUGGAUUUCUCUGGGGAAUCAUCAAACAGGGCUACAAGUGCAAAGACUGUGGCGUUAAUUGUCAUAAACAGUGUCGGGAGCUACUGGUUCUGGCCUGUAGGAAGCUGAUCCGCUCCGGCUCUGUGGGCAGUGUUUCCCCUGCCAGACUGACCCACAGCUCACUACCCAGCAGCCCUGCACUGCCCACCUGUAAAGAUGAGGAUGAGGUGUUUGAGUUUCCAGCUGUCACAUCAGCAGGUGCAGCUCUGGACACUCAGUCCAUCACCCUGAUGACUGGUUCAGCCCAGAGAAUAUCCGUGCGCCUCCAGAGGGCCACCACCAGCCAGGCCACCCAGACCGAGCCCCUGUGGCCGGAACACAACUGGGGGGCCACAGAUGGCGGCUCCCAUACCUUCCCUAAAAUGAAAUACAGGACUCACAGGAAGACAUCUAAAAAUAAAGGUUUUGCCUGCUGGGAAAACCAAAAUGGCAGGCAGCACCAGACGGAUUCCCCACGGUGCAGUCUGGAGUCUCAAGAGAAGUUAGACAGCUCAGGGGAGCUUGUAAAGAACGGGAUUACACUCAGAGAGAAGGACAGCUGACUUGGUGAGGGCCAAUCCCGAAGGUCCAGAAAGCCCCUGGCAGCAGGAACCAGGAAGCUCUUCUCUGUGGGGGAGGUGCUGGGCUGCCUGAGGUCCCCCUUCAGUGACGUGAAGUUCUCGUGGCCUCUCUAGACUUCAGCACAGACCGAGCUAGAGGAGGACACUGUGUAGCUGCGAUCAGGGAGGGUAGCUCAGUGGAUAACUGACCAACACCCACUGUGAAUUAUGUGGAAUGCUAAGAUGUAACUUAGUUGUGGGUAUUGGUCCAGAAUGUACAUAUAAUCUGCACUGGAAAACGUGAGAAGAAGAAGAAUAUUUUAUUCCUGACAGAGGUGUAGAGCUGGUUUAGUUUAGUGGCUAAUGCUGGCCAGUUACUUUAUAACAGCUAGGUUUAAAGCCCAGCUUGGGUUCACUAUGGUAAAGUAAAAUCCUGCUUGAUCUUAGGUUACCAAAAAGAAAGUUCUUCGUGGUCACUUUCCAAGUUGGAAAGUGCAUGUCAGAGACUAUGUAGAUAUUUGUAUGUGGGGCAGUAAAUAAAGGGAAAGUCAAGUUGAAAGUGAAAGUUAGGGGCAACCAACCAACAAUCAAAUGGGACCCUGGGAAUGAACGAUUCUGCAAAGUAUACAUUGUUUUUUUUAACAUAAAGUUUAUUUUAACUUUAUUUUGACUUAGGGGUGCAGGGGGACUGGAGCUUAUGUUUCUUUCGAUCCAGCUGAUAUUUGUACAUGCUGGACAAGACAACAGUCAAUCAAAACACACAUAAACAAGCAACUAUUUACAUUCACAUUCAAGUCUAAAGUCAAUGGACUGUUGGAGGAAGCCAGAGUAAUUUAAAUAAAGAAUGCACAGCCAAAGUGCCAACAGGAAACUGUAUUAAUGUGGAAGAUCUGCUGUUAUCAGUUGCUAUCAACAAGCCAACCUAUGGGCCCAACAAUAUGACAGUAGAUUGUCACUGAGAAACUGAUUGAAAAAAAAAGGAAGAAGCUCCCUCUCACCUCACGAAAACUCAUCACGGCACUUGUGCGCUGCCCUCUGGCAGGCAAUACUGAAAUACAAUAAACCUUUUUGUGUGCUAUGAUGAGUGGCAUGACAAGUUACAGUGAGAAAUUAUUUAUUCAGUUAUAAACGAAAAAAAAAAUAUUAUUGUGGCUCAGUAAAUAUAUACAUAAACAGAAAAUACAUAAAGCGUGUGUGUUAAUGCUUUAAAAAGCACAAUACUUGCAGAAGUACAUUUUGUCUCUUUCAGUUCUUCCAUCCUGGAUGAUUUCUCUCAUAAACAAGUGUGUAGAUCCUCCUCACAGAAGAUUCUAUUCAGCUGCUCUUACUCUAGUGAAGUAGCAAGUAAAGUAAGCAUCACAUUUAAUUUCCCUGUUGUCCUCUUCAAAACCUUUGUGUGGUUUCUGCUGUGUGUUUUUGAUCGUUGUCAUGUUCUGUAAACCUUGAGAUUGGGAUUUGAGUACAAACCUUCAUAAUUCCAUCUAUAAGCAUCCCCCUGCACUAUUUGCUCCUCUGCAGUCCCAUCAUUAUACUCAAUGUGGGCACUGCAGUCGCUGUGGUGAUCCUGGUCAGGUCCAGGCCAAACCUGCUGGACUUCAUCUGACAUCAUUAAUGUUAUCUUGGUUUCAUUGAACCAAAGAAGCUGCCAACAUUCAUCAGCCCUAUUAUCUGCAGUUUUGUGAAGAGUGAGUAACUGUUGGACAUUGUAUGCAGAGGCUGUCUUUAUGAUAAGUCCUCCACAUUGAUCAGUCACUAAGACACCACUUUCAUUAGUCAUGUGUCUUGUGCCAAAUCAGAAUCAUCUGUUUAUCAGUUCAAAGUUGUAUAAACAGGGAAUCAUGUGUCUGCUGGACACUGCACCUUCUCCUACUGGUUGUAUGGCUCUUCUUGUUUGUCCUAAACACUGAUGUUGCUGUGUUUCUAUGGUAGUAAACUGCUAAAAAACUGCUAUAAUUAUACAUAAGA
Paralichthys olivaceus (Japanese flounder) is the source of this 4376-nucleotide messenger RNA. RefSeq names its product RAS guanyl releasing protein 3 (calcium and DAG-regulated) (gene rasgrp3). The record is from RefSeq and is a predicted model, not a curated record. Gene Ontology annotation, molecular function: guanyl-nucleotide exchange factor activity; calcium ion binding. NCBI's taxonomy places the organism in Eukaryota, Metazoa, Chordata, Actinopteri, Pleuronectiformes, Paralichthyidae. Gene Ontology annotation, cellular component: plasma membrane. Gene Ontology annotation, biological process: Ras protein signal transduction; positive regulation of GTPase activity.